GACGAUGUUGUCGACGACUCGAGUUACGACAGAUGUUGUUGGCGCACAUCGUCGGGUAAUUUUGGCGAACAAUUUCUUUCCCUUCGUUGGGUGUUUGUCCUGGUUUUGACGGCUGAGGACGGCGGGAGAAGCGGUCGGUGAGUCGCGCACGCAUCUCACAGAUCCUACCCCCUCCCAUCUCCAUCGGCGACGACCGCAGCUUCCUCCCCCUCUUCUUCCUCUCUUCUCCUCCUCCGACCUCUCGAGAGAAAUUUCUACAGGGUUCUUUCUUCUUCUUUUUCUCGUAUUCGUCCCGGAUCGAUUCUUCUUGGGUCCCGGUUCGGCGGCCCUCCUACGAGUUUCUGCAUGAAAUUCAGUGGGCUUUAACCACCGGUUAAUAAGAUUCUUGCUGGCUUCCUGAAGCCCUAAGACUGCAUCAAUGACCUGCAAUGGUCAACUACGAACAAAGUAAGGAACUGGAUUUUAUACUUUACAAGGUCUCUUCAUCAUCAUUGAUCCAUGGGCGAGUGGGUUAUCGGAGCAUUUAUCAACAUAAUUGGAAGUAUUGCUAUAAAUUUUGGGACUAAUCUUCUAAAAUUGGGUCAUGAUCAGCGAGAGAGGCACUCUAUGCUUAGCCGUGAUGGAACCAAUAGCAAACUUAAUGUGAAAUCAAUCAUACAUUUCCAGACGUGGAGAAUUGGUCUUCUUUUAUUUGCUUUUGGGAACUGCCUUAACUUCGUUUCCUUUGCAUAUGCUGCACAGUCACUUCUCGCAGCUUUGGGGUCAAUUCAAUUUGUUUCUAAUAUUGCAUUUGCUUACUUUGUGCUAAGUAAGACUGUAUCGGUCAAAGUCAUGGUAGCGACAACAUUUAUUGUUUUUGGCAACAUCUUUCUGGUAUCGUUUGGAAAUCACCAGUCACCUGUGUACACACCAGAGGAACUGAUAGCAAAAUACUCCAGCUUAGUUUUUCUACUCUAUUGCUUCACCUUAUUAUUGGUGGUCAUCAUCAAUCAAUAUAUUUACAGGAGAGGAGAAGCAUAUCUUGCAGUUUCUAAUCAUGACAGUCUCUAUUGGUGCACACUGCUCCCAUUCUCCUAUGCCACUGUUUCUGGUGCUGUGGGAUCCUUCUCAGUGUUGUUUGCAAAAUCCUUGUCCAACAUGCUAAGACUAACCAUGAGUAGCGUAUAUCAGUUCCACAGCUGGUUUACAUAUUGUAUGCUGUUGUUGUUCUUUAGCACAGCAGGAUUUUGGAUGGCAAGAUUGAAUGAAGGACUGUCUCUUUUUGAUGCAAUCCUUAUCGUCCCCAUGUUUCAGAUUGCAUGGACCUUCUUCUCCAUCUGCACAGGAUUUAUAUAUUUCCAAGAAUAUCAAGUAUUCAACAUAUUAAGGAUAACAAUGUUUAUAGUGGGGAUGGCAUUUGUAUUUAUUGGCAUUUCUUUGUUAGCACCUGAUGAAUCUAAAGGAAGUGACACAAAGGAGCCUUCUUUUCCUUCUGCAGCUCAAAGCCUUCCGACUAAUAUGAACAGGCUUGCCAAGCUGCCAACGGAAGAACCUGAAAUAAAUGAUGUGGGUUCAUUUGCACAAGCAGCGCUUAGCAAGGCAAAGAUUAUCCUGUUGAAGGCAAAGGCUGCUGGUUCUCUCUCGCUGGGUCUUGGCGAGGAGUCAAUAAGUGCAUCUUCAGUACUCGUAAUGCCUAUGGUUUCUUCAAGGACAACAGGUUUCAGAGAAACAACUUUCGAUCGAACAAAAUUCAUUCCUCUGAGAAACAGUAGAUGGAGCAGCCCUUCAAUAGAUGAUAACAGCGAUGAUGAUGUGGAAAUUCAGGCAAGCAGAUCAUUGCUGUCUUAAUUUUGUCGGUACGGUCGGAAGGAUGAUUAUUCUUUUCAUUAUUUCCAUAUGGCACAAAUGUAUAGAUAUAUUAAUCUUCUCCCGUCAAAUGUCAAAUAUGUAACGUUUUGAGUUCCGUGCUUCAUGAGUUGUCUUGGUAUUUGGCAUCCAAGUAUGUUGAUUUUGUGGGAGUUAAAGACUCUUCUGAGUUGCACACCUAUCAUGUGAUCAGUAGAUUAAACUUCACUGUGGCACCAUCGACACCAUCCAUU
Molecule: messenger RNA, 2078 nt
Organism: Musa acuminata subsp. malaccensis (wild Malaysian banana)
Lineage: Eukaryota; Viridiplantae; Streptophyta; Magnoliopsida; Zingiberales; Musaceae
Product: probable magnesium transporter NIPA8
Biological process (GO): magnesium ion transport
Cellular component (GO): membrane
Molecular function (GO): magnesium ion transmembrane transporter activity
Source: RefSeq, a predicted model, not a curated record